Molecule: messenger RNA, 1047 nt
Organism: Penicillium atrosanguineum
Lineage: Eukaryota; Fungi; Ascomycota; Eurotiomycetes; Eurotiales; Aspergillaceae
Product: putative fructosamine-3-kinase
Exons: 2
Coding region: 1-1047 (348 amino acids)
Source: RefSeq, a predicted model, not a curated record
AUGGCCACUGUACCACCAGCAAUCCUCCGCGCCCUCUCCCUCUCAGACCCGUCAAAGGUGCAGCUUUCCGGCCUAGGCUCCGGCUUCACCAGCACAGGCGUCCUACACGCCCAAGUCCCAACGCAAAAUGGCACUGAAGAACGCCAAUACUUUGUGAAAACGUCCUCCUCAGGCAAAUCUGCCUCAGAAAUGUUCCAAGGCGAAUACGCUUCUCUAAAUGCAAUCUCCUCCUCAGUCCCAGGCUUUUGCCCCCGCGCACUAGCCUGGGGUUCUCUCGACGAAGAAAGCAACAAACCGAAAAGCUUCUUCUUAGCAACUGAAUACCUCGAUCUAAGCGGCGCAAUGGGUCGAAGCAACGGUGACGAAAACACACCCACGAGUCUAGCGUACCGCCUAGGUAAAUUACAUACUACGCCUGCGCCACCGGAUCCAGAGACUGGACGUCGACGAUUCGGAUUCCCUGUUGCUACGUUCUGUGGGGAUACGAAGCAGCCUAAUCAGUUUUAUGAUAGUUGGGCUGAGUUCUAUGCCAAUGAGCGCUUACUUACUAUUUUGAAGACGAGCGAGGAGCGGAAUGGGCGGGAUGAGGGGUUGAGGGAGCUUGUGGAGAAGACGGCGGGGAAGGUAGUGCCGAGAUUACUUGGGGAUGGGCAUUUGGGGUAUAGUUCUUCGGGGGAAGGGGAGGGGAUUGUUCCUGUUGUUGUGCAUGGGGAUUUGUGGAGUGGGAAUGCGGAUCGGGGGAAGAUUGUGGGUAAUGGGGGUGAUGAGGGGGCUGGCGCUGUGGUUUAUGAUGCUUGUGCGGUUUAUGGGCAUAGUGAGUUUGAGUUGGGGAUUAUGCAUAUGUUUGGGGGCUUUGGGUCGAAAUUCUUUGAUCAGUAUCAUCGGGUUGUACCGAAGACGGAACCGGUGGAGGAGUAUGAUGAUCGCGUGAGGUUGUAUGAGCUGUAUCAUCACUUGAAUCAUCAUGCCAUUUUUGGUGGUGGUUAUCGCUCUGGCGCGAUGUCUAUUAUGCAGAAGUUGGUUAAGGAGUACGGAGAUGCAAAGUAG